AUGUCCGGGCCUUCGUCGUCUUUGCUUUCCUCGUCCUCCUUGCUGGCCACGGCCGGGUCGGGUUUUCUGCUGAACUUUCGCGAGCGGCCGCACGUCAGCAGCCGCCGGAAGAAGGGCAAACGGAAGGGAUACGUAAGGCGACGGCAUCGGCGCCGGAACCUGCAACGGAAUUCAGAGAGACAUCUGACCCAGGAAGAGCUUGAAUGGGCUGAGAACUAUUUGUGGUCCUCGGUGCAGGCAGAAACGUACCCAGAUGAAGUAGCAGCGCUGAAAGCUGGUGGUUCAAACAAGGUGAUAGAGAAAACCAGCAAAAUCUACAGACUUUCUCCGUUUCUGGACGACCGAGGAGUUCUACGCGUAAACAGCCGCUUGUGCAUGGCACCGUAUGCAACCUACGAUUUUAAAUACCCGAUAGUCCUGCCGCGAGAGCACCGUCUGACGGAUUUGGUCAUAGAUGCGUACCAUCGCAAGUUCUUACACGGAAACCGCGAAACUGUUGUAAACGAGCUCAAGCAGCGGUUCCACGUGUCGAGGUUGUGUACAGUCGUCGAACGGACUGCUAAGAACUGCCAAUACUGCAAGAUCGAAAAGGCGAAGCCGUUUGUUCCAAGGAUGGCGCCUCUGCUUACAUCUCGCCUCACUCCAUACCUGCGCCCUUUUUCGUUUGUCGGGAUCGAUUAUUUUGGACCAGUACAAGUUCGAAUUGGGCGUAGCGUCGUAAAGAGGUGGGUAGUUCUAUUUACUUGCUUGUCCAUACGAGCUGUCCACCUGGAAGUAUCCUAUACAUUGUCAUCGGAGUCCUGCAAGCUGGCGAUCCGUCGGUUCAUCGCACGCCGAGGGGCACCGUGUGAAAUCUACACCGACAACGGUACAAAUUCCCAGGGUGCUAGUCGUGAGUUGCGAGCAGAAAUCGAAGACAUGCAUCAAAAAUUGGCCGAAACGUUCACCAAUGCGAACACUAAAUGGGUUUUCAACCCACCCUCAGCUCCACACUUCGGAGGGAUUUGGGAGCGAUUAGUGCGGAGUGUCAAAACCGCGCUCAACAGCCUAUCCAGUUCACGGAAUCCUGACGACGAGACGCUAUUGACGAUUCUCCCUAGCGAUCCCGAUGCACUCACUCCUAACCACUUCAUUCUUCUGAGCUCCAAAGGAGUGGUUCAACCGCCGAAGACGUUAACAGAAGCCGAUCGAGCUGCGCGAACCAAUUGGGAUUUGGCGAGGCAACUGAUCGACCAGUUUUGGACGAGGUGGAUUCGGGAAUACUUGCCCGUAAUCGCGCAUCGUUCCAAAUGGCACGAGGAGGCAGAGCCGCUGAAAAUAGGAGACCUGGUGGUUAUUGUGGACGAAGGAACUCGCAACGGUUGGAUCCGAGGUCGGAUUGCGUCCGUUAUUCCAGGACGCGACGGAACGAUACGUCAAGCUUGGGUACAAACAUCAACUGGGUUGCUACGUCGGCCAGUUUCGAAGCUGGCGGUGCUGACUGUGGAAGCAACUGGUAAAGCGAAACCGGAAGUUCAGCGUUACGGGUCGGGGAAUGUUGAGGACGCAGCCAACGACGCGGUAAUCACUCGGCCGACCUAG
Messenger RNA from Sabethes cyaneus, 1581 nucleotides. RefSeq lists its product as uncharacterized. Bases 1 to 1581 code for a protein of 526 amino acids. Gene Ontology annotation, biological process: DNA integration. Lineage: Eukaryota; Metazoa; Arthropoda; Insecta; Diptera; Culicidae. The transcript is spliced from 3 exons. Gene Ontology annotation, molecular function: nucleic acid binding. The record is from RefSeq and is a predicted model, not a curated record.